AUGCCUUCUUUUGCGGAGCGUCCGCGCUCCUCGCAAGAGGCUCUUCUCCGACUCGAAAAAGGCUCGGGUUCUCCAAUCAGUCAACUCAACGAGGCAGCUCAAAUCAUAGGACUGGAUCUGGCGCUAUGCGCAAGUCAUCCGGAGAUCAAUAAAACCACCUACGUCCAAGCUCGCGCCGCUCCGAAGGAAGAAUGGGUUCUCCGAUGGUUAUUAAAGAAGUUGAGGGCGGGGAAGAACUAUCGUGUCGAGCCUGCGUCUUUUCUCCUGUUACGACAACUUAUUGCUCUUAUUCAGCCAAAGACAUUAGCGACAACACUCAAGGACCAGAGAUUCUUAGCGAUCCUCGACCACGCGAUUACCGACUUGGAGGAUGAUGUAUUUGCCGGUCUUGAAAAUGGAGUGACAGAGUUGGGCCACUCGGACUCGGAGUCUAGUAAGACUCUCAGCGAGUCACCGCCUCAAAGUGAUAAGAAAGGAACCAAACGAAAGAGAGCUGGCGACAGUGAACAAGAUGGAAUGGAUAUUGAUGAGCAGCCGCAGACGCCUACGUCGUGCUUUUUGUCCUUCAUUCGUGCUUUGGAUUGCUUGUACAGCUUGGUGAUGCUCGCAAGUCGGACGCUUGAGAAUGAUGAGGUAGCCAGUUCUCAUUUGAAGCAUGCGCUGAAGGGUGAGCCUGAAACGGUUGCUGUGACAUUAGGGAGGUCGUUCAGACUCGCGGCUGUAGCUUCCACGCAGUUUUCCAACGCGCGGAAGACGACAGAUCUGCAACACCUCCUAUAUGUGUUCCCAGCUAUUCUGGACCUGUGGGAUAUGAGAUCUAAUCGUCGUGUGGACACGGACAGUGGAUCGAGCAAUGAAUCGUUUGCCAAAUAUUGCUUCCAAAGUGCUCUGAGGUUGCAGCACUCUGUGAGAUCCAUUCAGCUUGACACUGACGAAAGGGCUCAAGUCCUGCAUGGGGUUGAGCGUUUGAUCGCCCUCCAUGUAGUUCUUCCAGCGCGGACCGCCUUUUUUGAUAGAGGGGGGUCAGGCAUAGAUUAUUCGGCCAGCGAACCGGACUGGAGCGCUGUGAAACCCGUUUCUGAUACCUUCAGACCCAUUCUUUGUGAACUUGAACUCCCCAAACUUCUGCCCGAGUUCUUCGAUAUUGCUUGUCGAUCGGUUCCUAGGGACACCUUCCGAAGGCAAACACACGAUGCGCCUUGGUUGGAGACACUGUUCGUUGCAAUUGCCGAGCUAGCAUUCUCUAUUGUGAAAGCUGAGAACGCUACUACUUACCUUCCCGAAUUUGUCGGUGUCUUGGAGCGGCUUUUUCGCGUCGCCCUCGACCGGACAGUGCAGUUGUCGUUGCAUACUUUGCUCACUCAUGCUUCCUACACCGGUCUGCUUAGAGACGGACUGUCGCAGGUUGAGUGGAGCUUAACCGCCUUAUUGAUCGAGCUUGGUGCAGACAUAUUCUUGCCAAAUUCUGGACUUAGUAACUCGACUCAAUUAUUGGAUGCGUUACUUCAAAAGAUUAACUUACACUGGCGUAGCGGUGCGUCUCAGACAGGUGGCAGCUAUGAGACUAUUAAAAACGGCAUCUUGAUUCCUUUGAUGCGCGCAUUCAUGAGUGCCAGAGACCUGGCAACUUUCAUGCAGUUGUGGUAUGAGCAACUCAUUGAAGUAGAAGAGGCACGCUCUCAAGACAGUAGCUUGAGCCUUUUCACUGUCUGGGAAGACGAUGAUGUGUGCAAUGUCUACGGUGAUCUGAUGCGCAGCCCCCUUACCCAUACAUAUGCUUCUGCGCAAAUGCAUGCAGCUGCAACUGAGAUUAGGGCCGAGGAUGGCAAGAUUUCCAAGUCUGCCGGAGCUUAUGCUCAGUUUCUCAUCCUGGAAGCUGGUUUUAGAAACCGUGACUUGAGUGCUACAGAUUCCCGUGAAGAUCUGGGCUCUAUUAUUAAGACAUCGAAGUCAACCUUAUCCUCGAAGCAACACCUGCAUUGGCGAUGGCGGUUGUGGAGGCUGACUCGCAGCCUUCUUGAGAACAAUGUGCACCAAACCGACAGCGCUCUUGCCGCUACAAUUAUGGGGUUAGUUGAAGCUGCAGCGAAGUCUAUCAAGCGCCACCAGAAGGACCAGAUGCAGAAACUGUGUGCACCUCUGGAGUGCUUUGAAGCAUAUCGAUUUACUGUUACCGCCAUUUGUGUCUCUGCAAAGUCCAGCUAUACUAAUGAGUUCAACUUGCUCACUAAUGAUAUUGCGGAGUUUAUGGAAUCUAGCUCUGGCAAAUCAACACCCUCGUCCAAUAAUUCCCCAUGGAAUGGUCGGGUGGACACUCUCGAUUCAAUGUACCUCGUCUUGGCCUAUUUUCUGACUCUUGUCAGAUGUCCGGAUGUCUGGCGCGAGGUCAACUUUGAAACCCGCCGCUCUCUCUUUCAAAAGAUGCUCUCUCUAGCAACAUCCCAGUAUCACCCGUCGUCGACCCUUGAGACACCUCCACCUGAGGCAAGGUUCUUACAGGCCUGGGCGAGUGUGGUCUGCCACGAAUACCUUCUUAAUGCUCCUGCCAUCGCCGUUGACCUGAUUACUGUCCUAUCGGAACGAGUCAAAGAGGACGCCUCGAAUCGGAGACUUUAUGUUGAGAGUCUCCAGAGAAUCCCUACGGCGCUUAUCACACGCCGUCAGAGGGGACUUCUCCUAGACCUUCUGCAAGAUGUUGUUAUACAAGAAAAUAGCACGGCUGAAAUCACCGUAGGGAUAUUGUCCCUGAUGGCGAAACUGGCCGACAUGCCCAAGUCUACGGCAGCUUUGACCAGCGAUUGGGAACCAAUCUGGACAGUAGCUAAAGCUGUUAGCUUGCAGGGGACAGAGGUUGACCUGCAGAUCAUGAAAGCAUUCAGAAACUUACAUCGAGCAGUCGUAUCUAAGCUUCUUGUUCUCUCCGAAGAGGAUUGUCGCAGACUGUUUAAGAAAAUGUAUCGCAAAGUCUCCUCAAAGGCGUCCAAGUUACGAUCUAUUGACCGUGAUUCCAUGGAUUGCUUUUUCUUGAGGAUCUCCUUAUCUCAGCUCUGGCUCCACCGUAAGCGACUUUCCGGUGUUGAUGAGACGGAGUUGGCUGCAUGCCGCCAAAAGGUUUUUGAUUUGGUUGUGAUGGAGGUCAAGUCCGUCAAAGAUCAAUGCAAGAAGCAGAAAUUAGAGGAGACCAUUACUUUGAUCAAGAUCUUGGAUGCAUUGGAGGACUUUGAGGACCUGGCGACUGACCACGCUGAAGUUGAGAGGUUCUUGACCAAGAUUGAGAAUUAUGUUGAAAAAUCGGUGGACUCAGGGUCCUCACUGAGAAGGCUCAUUAGGCGUCGUGUCUUGGCUGGUAAAGGCACAGAGAAGAGUAUUACGCUGCCUGUUAUAAGCUGCGUCGAGACACUGCCUCUCCAGCACAUGUAUGGCGAAGAGCAGCAGCUUUUUAUUCGAUCAACAACUGCCAGGUUUCGAUCAAUGACUGUGGACCAACUGACGCAAGUGAUCCAAGACAUCCGAGAACUUGGAUUUGAUGGAGAAAAUGCCGCCUACCACCUCCUCGUUUCCGGCUUAGCUGUUGCUGCACUUACCCCUGUCGAUGAUAAGGAAAGCAGCACGGCCAAAGAACUCUCUCUUCUGUGCACUGCUGUCACGGAUUCAGUUUGCCGUAGCAGAUCCAUCGAACACUUCACUCUUGCUACUGAAUGUAUAGAUAUUCUUCUGCGUAGCCACACACGCUGCAUUACUCAGUGGAACAUCGACAGUCUUCUGGCAUGUGUUGCGGUGUGCGCUUCAAAGGCAGGCCCACUAAUUGAUCCGGAAUAUUCCGCAUCAAUCUAUAUUCGGCUAUGUCGGUUGAUGGGCGUACUCUUUGGUAUUCACCGCCAGAAACUCGGUGGUCGUUUCCAUCUGAUUUUGCCUGCCAUGCAGCGACUGCUUAACUGCUUGUUCGCUCGCAGUAAGAAGCGUACAAGGUCGAUGCUGUCGGAGAAGAGAUCUGCCCAGCAACCAUUCUGGCUUGCACCUCUGCAGGCUGCCCAUGCCGUGCACUUUACCCGUCUCCUCACAUCACUUUGCGACCCGACCGUUUCUGCGGUGUCGAGGCCCACCCAGACCGGGCUGAGCCACGAGGGCUUGACUGACCAGACCAAGAAAGCUAAGCGUAUCGCGGGUCAGUAUCUCCAGUACCUCAUCAUGGAGUAUGCGGAGAGCUCCCUGCGCGGCUCACUGGCUCCAGAAGUCAAAACUGCCAUCCUGCCGGGUCUCUACUCUGUCUUGGAUGUCAUGUCACGGGAUACCAUGCGGGCAUUGAAUGCUGGACUAGAUGUAUCCGGGCGUGCGAUCUUCAAGGGCCUCUAUGAUGACUAUGUGAAGUUCGGCAAGUGGAAUAAGGGAUGA
Messenger RNA from Aspergillus bombycis, 4392 nucleotides. RefSeq names its product ribosome biogenesis protein URB2. The coding region runs from base 1 to 4392 and encodes 1463 amino acids. Gene Ontology annotation, biological process: ribosome biogenesis. Gene Ontology annotation, cellular component: nucleolus. NCBI's taxonomy places the organism in Eukaryota, Fungi, Ascomycota, Eurotiomycetes, Eurotiales, Aspergillaceae. The record is from RefSeq and is a predicted model, not a curated record. The transcript has 4 exons.